AUGCAUAAUAUCAAUAAAGAUAUUGGGCUAGAUGAAGUAAUAGAUAUUCUCGAAGAACAUGAAGAUGGGCCAGAAACGCAUGAAGAUGAGCCAGAACUUACUUAUAAGCAGCCUGAUAAUUUCGAGCAAGAUAGUACAACCAGCCCAAGCCCAACCUAUGCCGAGUCGGAUCCAACGUCAUCACUAGGGUUAAACCACCUGACAUCUUUCUAUAAAAGCUCCAGUCCGCUUCCAUUUCCUUCAACCGUCUACAACUCUCUCACACAACCAAGCGCCUCCACAGAAGCCAUAACCACCACCGCAAUGACGUCGACGAGCAUUUUCGAUCACAAAGUUCCCGACGAUGACCACGACUACUACGACGUCACAUUCUUCGAAGAUACCAUUUUGACCUUAGUCACAGCCAAACCAUCCUACGUCGACUUCUGGAUCAACGACAUCGAAAGCAUCCACCGCCGCCGUCUCCACUCCCUCGUCGUCGGCCUCUAUAUUGAGUGGCGUCCUAACCGUCGGAAUAACGUAAACCCUGUCGCCACCCUCCAACUCUGCGUUGGACACCGCUGCCUGAUUUUUCAAAUCAUCCACGCCCCUACAACCCCGUUACUCAGAGACUUCCUCCUCAAUCCUUCCUACACCUUCGUCGGCGCUGGCAUCGAGGACGACGUCAAGAAGCUGAAGGACGAUUACAAUCUCGACGUUGGGAGGACGAUGGACUUAAGAGCGUUGGUUACGGAGAAGUACAAUCGACCGGAUCUUGGGAAUGUUGGGUUGAAAGGAUUAACAAGAAUCGUCCUUGGGAAGGAGUUGAUCAAGCAGAAGAUUGUUUCGAAAAGCAGAUGGGAUAAUCGACGGCUGUCUCCGGCGCAGGUGGAAUAUGCAUGCAUCGAUGCUUUCUUGAGUUUUGAGAUCGGUAGGAUCUUGAUUUCUGGGAAUACGAACUGA
This is a messenger RNA of Lactuca saligna, 942 nucleotides long. The record is from the annotation of a GenBank genome assembly. NCBI's taxonomy places the organism in Eukaryota, Viridiplantae, Streptophyta, Magnoliopsida, Asterales, Asteraceae.